Molecule: messenger RNA, 3480 nt
Organism: Protopterus annectens (West African lungfish)
Lineage: Eukaryota; Metazoa; Chordata; Ceratodontiformes; Protopteridae
Gene: ACSF3
Product: acyl-CoA synthetase family member 3
Exons: 11
Coding region: 697-2475 (592 amino acids)
Biological process (GO): fatty acid metabolic process
Molecular function (GO): medium-chain fatty acid-CoA ligase activity
Source: RefSeq, a predicted model, not a curated record
UCUUGGUUGUGUGAGGCGAACACACUAUAUGAACUUAGGUUAAAACAAACACAUUCAUAAUUAUGCGUAAAAAUUACGCACAUAUUUAGACUAUUAAUGUCAGACAUUGACAGAAAAAGAGAAUGUGAAUCAGUAUAGAUUUCCAGAACUAAAAUGUCUACAACUCCAAUAAUUGUCAUUAAUUAUUGAAUGCAAUCCACCUCUUUUAGAAUGUAUUAAGAGGGACACAGCUAAAAAUUUAGUCAAAUCAGGGGCAGCUGAGAAGUAUGGCACAUAAAACCAUCUGAAAAAAAAAAUAAAAAUAAAAAAAAACAGCCUAACUGUGCCGACCAACACUUCUGAUUACGGAGCUGCACUUUGCACCUCGGCCACCUAUACUACACACCUCCGUUUCACUCCGGGCUGAGGAACUGCAGUACAAGUCUCGUGCCUAUUUAAACUCGACUACUUCUGUACUUACAUUCGUCUCCUUAAAGGCUGAAAGUCCUUUUAGCUUGAAGAAACAGAGCAGCUAUGCCAGUGCAAAAUGUGUGUGGAAGUCUGAUGCACCUGCAAAGGUACUGAUGCAUGUAGUAAGACCAAUUUUGCUUUCUCAGAGAAGAAAAGUGAUUUUAGAAAGCUGGCUGGAGCAAGUAACAUCAGAAGUCUGGCUUCCUGUAGUUGUCUGGAGGUGCUUCAGAUUCCCCAGAGGACAGAAUGCUUCUUUACUUUCCAAUUCCUCGUGUAGGUGUUAGUGGUGUAUACUCUCACGUGAGUUCUGUCUGUUUGAGGGGGAAUAUAUUCAGACUGCAGAGCACACACAGGUGGAGAAGAUGCUGUCUUAUGACUUCAUCAUCAUUUGGUAAGGCAAUACCAGUUUUUAGCAAAGCACUGCAUUAUGAGGACAGACUUGCAAUUAUAGAUCAAAAUGGCCAACACACAUAUGGAGAACUCUACAGACGCAGCAUGUUGUUGUCACAACAGAUCUGCAGUAUCUUGGGAUGUUCUAAUGGAGACAUUAAAGAGAAGCGGAUUUCCUUUUUGUGCCCAAAUGAUGCUACUUACUUGGUCGCCCAGUGGGCUUCAUGGAUUUGUGGUGGUAUUGCUGUUCCACUGUUCAGAAAACAUCCAGCAUCUGAGUUGGAGUAUGUAAUCCAUGAUUCACAGAGUGCUUUAGUAAUUGUAGAAGAAGAGUACGCAGAAACACUAAAACCCUUAGCUGAGAAGCUAAGCACACACUGCCUCCAGAUUUCAAAGGAAGUGUCCAACAGACAGCAGAAGAAUGAAAAACUGACUGAUUCUGCCAGUGACCUCCACAGCUUAGUUUCUGACUGGGCAUGCAGAGGGGCUAUGAUCUUGUACACCAGUGGAACAACAGGAAGACCAAAAGGUGUCCUGCUUACUCAUCAGAAUCUACAUGCCAUGGUAAAUAGUCUGGUUGGUGAAUGGGGAUGGACCAAAGAUGAUGUAAUUCUACAUGUGUUGCCACUGCAUCAUAUGCAUGGAAUUGUUAAUAAGUUAUUGUGCCCCCUGUGGGUUGGAGCAACCUGUAUCAUGCUGCCAGAGUUCAAUCCCGAGAAGGUCUGGGAAUACCUGCUGAGCACAGCACCUCCAGGAAUCCCACGUGUCAAUGUUUUCAUGGCAGUUCCAACGAUAUAUGUCAAACUGAUAGAGUACUGUGAUAAACAUUUCACCACAUCAUACGUUCAAGAUUUUGUACGGGCUGUAUGCCAGGAGAAAAUAAGGUUAAUGGUUUCAGGGUCUGCAGCCCUUCCUGAUAUAGUUCUGCAGAGGUGGAAAGAGAUCACAGGGCAUACUUUGCUGGAGAGGUAUGGAAUGACUGAAAUUGGAAUGGCACUUUCCAAUCCCCUGAAUGGAACUCGCAUACCAGGGUCAGUGGGCAACCCGCUUCCUGGGGUAAAGGUGUGUAUUGCAAUGGAAAACUACAAAACAAAUGGCUCUUCAUAUACCAUGAUUUGUCAAGGAAACAGCAAAGAGACUAAGGUAACCAUAGGAAUGGAGGGUAAAGAUGGUGAACUGAUGGUGAAGGGUCCUUCUGUGUUUCAAGAAUACUGGAAUAAACCCAAGGAAACCAAAGAGGCCUUUACACCUGAUGGCUGGUUUAAAACAGGAGAUACAGCUGUUUACAAAGAUGGAGUCUACUGGAUAUUGGGACGUACCUCAGUUGACAUCAUCAAGAGUGGAGGCUACAAGAUUAGUGCACUGGAUGUGGAGCGCCAUCUACUAGCACAUCCUGUUAUUGCAGAUGUAGCAGUUAUUGGUGCACCUGAUGUGACCUGGGGUCAGAAGGUCACUGCCAUUGUUCAACUGUACGAGGGGAAGUCUUUGUCUCUAAAGGAACUGAAGGAGUGGGCUAGGGAACACAUGGCACCAUAUACUAUUCCAGCAGAGUUGAUCCUGGUGGAAAACAUACCUCGUAACCAGCUUGGGAAAGUCAACAAGAAAGAUCUGCUAAAGUAUUUCUUUAGCAAAUAGUCGGUGAUGGAGUCGAACUAGUGAAAAUGGUCAGUUAUCAUCUAAUUUCAGAUGCCAGGAAUGCGAAUGAAAGGUGGAAGCUGAGAUGCUGAUGACAGUGGGACUGUUUUGCCUAGGCACAUCGGUAUCCUACCUACAUCCUUCUACUGUGACCACUGACAUCACUUCCUGCAGUAUUUUGAAACAGACCAACUAAGAAUGGCAGAAAAAGAAUACAAAAUGAUAUAUGUUUUGUCAAGACAAAGUUAAAUCAGGUCAUGUAGUGUUAGUUGUUCUGUAAAAUACAAAUGGAAGAAGCUAAUAUAUAUGCAGUUGUGCUUGAUAAAACUAAUGGUUAAAACUUUCAAAAGAAGGAUUGUUGUAUUCUGGUUGCCUUCCAGGCAUGUUCCAUGCCACAGCUGUAGUGGAAUAUUUGCUUCCAUUUUUCCAGGCAUUUUAAAUACUAUUUGCUGAUUUUAACUUAAAAAGUGACACAUGGCUCAGACUAAGAGGAAUCAUGUUCGGGCUAUAUUUUGAGACAAUGUAUUGUUGAAUUCAAGCCAGUCUUUAAAUUCAUAUAUUUUUCUAGUUAAAUGUUAUAUUCCAAUGUAUAAAGUAAAGAUGCAUGCCAUCAGAAAUGUCACACAUACCAAAGUUAACUUGGUGAAAAGGGAAUAGUCUUUAUGUUCCACAGUACUUCCAACUUUUAUGUACAUAACUUGUUUCAUAAGUUAAAUUACCAUAGGUCAUACUAAUAAAGCAAUAUAAAGACAGAAGUAAAUUUAUUUUAUACUAAUUUAUAGUAAUGCUAUUUUAACCAUGUCAGAAUAGAAUACAUGUAAGUGAGUCAUGACAGAUAGUUUUAUACAUGAAGUGCUGUGACACUGACUGCCAACUCCAGUCUCUACCAUUUUCAGAAACCAAUAAUCCAAAGCACACUUCCUUAGUGAUUAAGCACAUAAUGCAGUGGGUUUUACCUUCUCGUGUAUUACACACACACACACACACACACACACACACACACAA